Molecule: messenger RNA, 1731 nt
Organism: Penicillium canariense
Lineage: Eukaryota; Fungi; Ascomycota; Eurotiomycetes; Eurotiales; Aspergillaceae
Product: alpha methylacyl-CoA racemase
Exons: 2
Coding region: 1-1731 (576 amino acids)
Molecular function (GO): catalytic activity
Source: RefSeq, a predicted model, not a curated record
AUGCCGACCGAACAUGAAGUUAUUCCGGGCACGGACGUCUAUGGGCCUGGCACCUACAUCGACAAGCACUUCAUUCCUGUGCCUGAGGAUGCCCGCCGAGUCUUCGAGCUCUUGGCUAAGGCCACUCCAGGCUUCACCGAAGAUCCUCGCGUCCUGGAUUCAGUGAGCUUUGAGGGGAGUCUGGAACCGAUCAUUUCCGGCCCCAUCAAAGCUCCCGUCGUUGCCGCCGCUCUCCAUGCCAUGUGUGGAGUUGUUGCCAACGAGAUCUUGGAGCAAGCUCACGGUGAGAAAGAACAUGAGCGACGCGUGACGAUCAACACAGACCAUGCUGCUCUUUGGCUAGGCUCUGUCUUUGCUGUUAAGAUCAAUGGAUCAAGUGCCUCCGAUAUCCUUUUAGCUGGCGGGCUUCCGGCCCUCUUCAAGAGAGAUUUUGAACAUGGAGCUUUCGGCAAUCCGUUGAGAUUGCGUACGACAGCCCUUUACCCGACCAAGAAACCGGAUGUUUGGUAUCAGCUUCACGGCUCGCUGAAUGCGGAUCCUGUCCUGGCCUCCAUCGGUGUGGCCCCCGACACGAAAUGUACACGCGAAGAAGCAUACGAUUUGAUCCGUGAACAUGUUCAGAAGUUUACCGCAGAGGAGCUUGACAUGAUGAAUGUGAAGAAUGGCUUCUGCGGUAGCACCUGCUACACUCCGGCAGCAUGGAGAGAGACAUUGAUGGGCAAGCGACUGGAAAAGCAUCCGCUUGUCAACUACACAAGGGAAUCCUACGCUAUCCCUACUCCCCCUACACCUAGACCUGCUGGCCUCACCGACAAGCGUCCUUUGGCAGGCAUCAAAGUGGUGGAGCUUGUCCGUAUCAUUGCUGGUCCAGUGAUUGGAUCGACCUUGGCCGCGUUCGGAGCAGAUGUGAUUCGUGUCAACUGCAGCCGGCUUCCCGAUAUUAAUGCCCUGCAGCUCGCGUUGAAUGCUGGCAUUCGCACGAUCGAUCUGGAUCUCACCAACGACGAAGAUUUGGCAAGAUUGCAUGAGCUCGUGCAGGACGCGGAUGUCUUCAUCGGAGGAUUCCGUCCCGGAGCCUUGGCACGAAAGGGACUCUCCCUUCAUAAUAUGCUUGAGAUGGCUGGAAAGCGAGGAAAGGGUAUUGUUUACGUCGAGGAGAACUGUUACGGACCUGAUGGUCCCUUCUAUGACCGACCCGGAUGGCAGCAGAUUGGAGAUGCCGCGUCAGGUAGCUCAUAUGUGACUGGAAGAGCUCUCGGCCACACCGAUGGUACUUGCGUGCUUCCCCCUCUUCCCAUCUCCGAUAUGGUCACCGGUCUGAUUGGAGCUUUGGGCGCAUUAAUGGCCAUUCGUGAUCGGGCUACACUUGGAGGGUCGUACCAUGUGCUGAGCUCCCUGGUCGCCGCGGACACGAUUUCACUCACUCCUGAAGUCGGAUUGUAUUCUCCCGAGGUGGUCAAGAAGAAUGCGGACACUUUCCAAUGGGAUCCUAUGGGCCCGGCGCAAUUUGUCAUUGAGCUGCUUCUCGUAAUGAUGAAGGGCUGGCAAGCGGUCUAUCCGGAGUACUUCGCGGAGAACUCGCCAUUUAUGGCGAAGUUCGAGGACUCUCAUUGGGGUGCCAUGGAGGUGGUCAAGCCUGUCGUGAGACUAGGGGAUGAGGCCGCAACUCCCCAUUGGGUGUCGCCUCCCGUGCCUCACUGCUACCACGACCGCAACAUCUCAUGGCUCUAG